This is a messenger RNA of Striga asiatica, 753 nucleotides long. NCBI's taxonomy places the organism in Eukaryota, Viridiplantae, Streptophyta, Magnoliopsida, Lamiales, Orobanchaceae. The record is from the annotation of a GenBank genome assembly.
AUGUUUGGUGUGUCGGCAGUGCCGGUGGCGGAGGCAAAAUGUGUUCAACGGAGGCAGGGACUAAAAAUUCACGACAGAAGGAAACAAGGGUUAGAACUUCACGGCGGACGGAAUUGGGGGCUAGAACUUCACGACCGACGGAAGCGAGGGCUGGAACCGAACGUGUACACGGCGCUGGAACCGAAUAGGUUCACGGCGCACGGAGGCAGGGGUGGGGCUAGAAAGACGGAGAGGGGAGUUGGAAUUUCACGGCGGGCGGAAGCGGGAGGUCGGGGCUGGAAAGACGAAGCCAAUUUGUUCACGGCGCGCAGGGAGGUGAGAAGUAUCCUUCCUUUUUAUCUCACUUCAUCAAAGAUUGUCAAAGAUUCUGCUACUUUGAUGAUAACUCUUUCAAUUUAUGACUGCUUGAUGUCUAUGAUAUCUGGUUGUGAUGCUUUCAUCAUUCUUCCUGGUGGAUAUGGAACUUUAAUGACAAUUUUCACCCUUGCUACUUGGGCAGAAAUGAAAUUUCAUACCAAACCUAUUGGUCUGUUAAAUUUCAAUAACUUUUUCCACCACUUGCUUGGAUUUCUAGAUGAAGGAGUGUAUCAAACUUUUAUAUCUCCCUUUCAAAGAGAAAUAUUCAAGUCUGCAAACACAUCCUCUGAACUUAUCCAGAAGCUUCAAAACAACAUCUCAACAGUUCAAGAUUCUGUGAAAACUCCAGGAUUCAAACGCAAGCGAGCAUUUGAUCCUUUAGAUCUAUCUUUGUGA